AUGGAGUCUCCCAGAAUUAAUAUCAAAGUUAUCAUUUCUCUAUUUUGCUCUUAUAUGCUUUCGUCACAUUAUAUCACCGCUUUGAGGCCUGCCUUGGCUAUAAAAGAGUGUGAAUUUCCAGCAAUCUUUAACUUCGGAGACUCAAAUUCAGAUACUGGUGGAUUGGCUGCAUCCAUUUAUCCAUCACCACCACCUUAUGGAGAAACCUAUUUUCAUAUUCCGGCUGGAAGAAUCUCGGAUGGCAGGCUCAUAAUCGAUUUUCUUGCAAAGAAUCUUGGUCAACCCUUUCUAAGUGCAUAUCUGGAUUCACUUGGGGCCAACUUCUCGCACGGUGCAAAUUUUGCCACUGGAUCUUCGACCAUCAGAUUGCCAAAUCGCAUUUUACCAGCUCCUGGUGGAUAUAGUCCCUUCACCCUCACUAUUCAAUACUCGCAGUUCUUGCAACUAAAAAACAGAUCACAACUCAUUAGGGAUCGAGGGGGAAUAUUUGCAAGUUUGAUGCCCAAGGAGGAGUAUUUUUCCAAAGCCUUGUACACAUUUGACAUUGGCCAGAAUGACCUUGGAGAAGGGUUCUUUGCUAACUUGACUAUUCAACAAGUCAAUGCAUCUAUUCCUGAUAUAAUCAGUAGCUUCUCAGCAAAUAUUAAGAAAAUAUAUGAUUUGGGAGGGAGAUCAUUUUGGAUCCACAACACUGGGCCAAUUGGCUGUCUCCCUUACAUCUUAGCCAAUUUCCCAUCUCAAAAGGAUGAGGCUGGCUGUGCAAAGUCGCACAAUGAAGUAGCUCAGCAAUUUAACCACAACCUGAAGGAGGCUACAGUUCAACUUAGGAAAGAUCUACGUUUGGCUGCAAUUACUUAUGUAGACGUCUAUUCAGUCAAAUACUCUCUUUACAAGGAACCUAAAAAAUAUGGGUUUGAGCUCCCACUUGUUGGUUGUUGUGGCUCUGGUGGCAAGUACAACUUUAACGGUAGAACUCUUGAUUGUGGAAGAACAGUUACAGUUAAUGGAAGACAAAUAUUUGCUGGCUCAUGCAAACGUCCUUAUGUUAAAGUGAACUGGGAUGGGAUUCAUUAUACUGAGGCAGCAGCCAAGAUUGUUUUUGAUAAAAUUUCAACUGGAGCUUUUUCCGAUCCACCCCUUCCUUUCAAACAAGCAUGUCACAGGAGUUUGGACUAA
Prunus persica (peach) is the source of this 1176-nucleotide messenger RNA. RefSeq names its product esterase. Gene Ontology annotation, molecular function: hydrolase activity, acting on ester bonds. The record is from RefSeq and is a predicted model, not a curated record. Lineage: Eukaryota; Viridiplantae; Streptophyta; Magnoliopsida; Rosales; Rosaceae. Bases 1 to 1176 code for a protein of 391 amino acids. The transcript has 5 exons.